Molecule: messenger RNA, 2511 nt
Organism: Cynara cardunculus var. scolymus (artichoke)
Lineage: Eukaryota; Viridiplantae; Streptophyta; Magnoliopsida; Asterales; Asteraceae
Product: subtilisin-like protease SBT3.9
Exons: 11
Coding region: 1-2325 (774 amino acids)
Biological process (GO): proteolysis
Molecular function (GO): serine-type endopeptidase activity
Source: RefSeq, a predicted model, not a curated record
AUGGGUUCUUCUAACAAUAAUGUCUUUAUUGGUCUUUUCAUAUGUGUUUCUCUUGCACAUAUUACAAUCUUCACUUCUGCGAAGGUGUAUGUUGUGUAUAUGGGUGGCAAUGACAGUGAUGACCCAGAUGAGAUUUUGAUGAAAAACCAUCAAAUGCUUGCUUCUGUUCAUAGUGGAAGUGUUGAAGAAGCACAUGCAUCUCACUUGUAUACUUAUAAACAUGGGUUCAGAGGUUUUGCAGCCAAGUUAACAGAUGAUCAAGCUCUUCAAAUUGCUGAGAUGCCAGGGGUAGUUUCGGUAUUUGAGAACAAAAUAAGGAGGUUGCAUACAACACAUUCAUGGGAUUUCAUUGGUCUUGCUGGGGAAGAAACCAUGGAAAUUCCAGGUUUUUCAACCAAAGAUCAAGUUAAUGUCAUCAUUGGUUUCAUUGACACAGGAAUUUGGCCGGAAUCCGCGAGUUUUAGCGAUACCGACAUGCCUCCGGUGCCAGCUGGCUGGAGAGGAAAAUGCCAAUCUGGGGAAGCAUUCAAUAUCACUCACUGUAACAGGAAACUGAUAGGUGCAAGAUAUUAUCUAAGUGGCUAUGAAGCCGAAAAACAAGAAAAACUUGAAAAUGGGGAAGUGGAAUACAAUGAUGAUCCGAAGAAUAAACGAUCGUUUCAAUCUCCACGAGAUAGUAAUGGGCAUGGGACCCACACGGCAUCCACGGCUGCUGGGCGGUACGUGAUGGACAUGAACUACAAGGGGUUGGCCCGUGGUGGUGCAAGAGGCGGUGCACCGAUGGCUAGAGUCGCGGUCUACAAGACUUGUUGGGAUUCGGGUUGUUACGAUGCUGACAUUCUAGCGGCGUUUGAUGAUGCGGUUAGAGAUGGGGUCCACAUUGUGUCGCUAUCACUCGGCCCUGAUGCUCCUCAGGGCGAUUACUUUAGUGACGCCAUUUCCAUCGGCUCGUUUCAUGCGGUUAGCCGUGGAAUAACGGUUGUUUCUUCGGUUGGUAACGAAGGGACGAAGGGGGCUGCCACAAAUCUCGCACCGUGGAUGAUAACGGUUGCAGCUACAUCCAUCGAUAGAGAGUUUACGGCUAACGUUGUGUUAGGAAACGGCGUUGAACUGAAGGGUGAAAGUCUAAGUGUUCUUCAAAUGAGAUCUUCUGCAAGAAUCAUAUCUGCUUCAAUAGCAAAUGGGGGUUACUUCACUCCCUAUCAAUCCAGUUAUUGCUUAGAAAGCUCGUUAAAUUACACGAAAACAAGAGGGAAGGUGUUGUUAUGCCGACACGCAGAGCGUUCAUCGGAGUCGAAGGUGACCAAGAGCGAGAUCGUCAAAGCAGCCGGUGGAGUCGGAAUGAUUCUCGUGGACGAAAACGUCGACGUCGCAAUCCCGUUUGCGAUCCCGGCUGCGAUCGUCGGGAGAAAAGUAGGAAACCGGAUUUUAUCGUACAUUAACAACACACGGAGGCCAACGUCACAGAUUUUCUCGUCCGAGGCCGUAUUAGGAUCUCAACCGGCUCCUCGUGUAUCAUCGUUCUCAUCUAAAGGUCCUAACGGAUUAACCCCGGAAAUCUUAAAGCCCGAUGUUGCAGCUCCCGGGUUGAAUAUACUUGCGGCAUGGUCCCCCGCGAUCGGGCAAAUGAAGUACAACAUUCUUUCAGGCACUUCCAUGGCUUGUCCACAUGUAACUGGAAUUGUAGCCUUGAUCAAAGCUGUUCAUCCUUCAUGGUCUCCUUCUGCAGUUAAAUCUGCUAUCAUGACAACCGCUUCGAUUUUCGACAAGAGUGGGAAACCGAUGCGGGUUGACCCUGAAGGACGAAGAGGGAAUGCCUUUGACUAUGGCUCCGGUUUUGUGGAUCCCACAACCGUCCUAGAUCCUGGGCUAGUCUACGAUGCAACAGCCAUCGACUACAAAGCCUUUCUUUGCUCAAUCGGCUACGACGAAAAAUCACUACGACUCAUCACCCGAGACCAAACCACUUGUGAAAACCAACCGUUCACAACACCUUCGAGCCUCAACUAUCCGUCCAUUGUCGUUCCCAACCUCAAAACGCGGUUUUCCGUCACUAGAACCUUGACUUUUGUCGGAAACCCGGAACAAAGAACGGUUUAUGAAGCCGUGGUGGCUCAGCCACGUGGGGUUGAGGUCGAUAUUUCCCCAAGGAGACUAGUGUUCGACCGGUACGGUCAGACAAUGAACUUCACCGCCAGUUUUAAACCAACGGCACCGUCUCUUGGUUACGUGUUCGGUUAUUUACAAUGGAAGAACGGGAAGUCGCGGGUGACCACACCGCUGGUGGUUCGAAUUGAUCCUUCUGAUCUCGGCUCGGGUAUGUAACCGGAGGAAAAAGAAAAAUCUUCCUUUUACCGUCCCUCCAAUAAGACUUGGACACGUCAUCUGAUCAUUAAAUUUGAAAUAUGCAACCCCAUAAUCAUGACACAUGUCGAAAUUUAAUUGGAACGAAGAUUAGGAUAGUAAAACAGGUUUAGAAGAAGAUAUACAUAUUUGUUUUCUUUGUUAUGU